AUGGAGGCAGAAAACAAAACUAUCACAUCACCCUUGGAUGUGGAUAUCAGUACGAAGAAAGAACAUAAGCAUGAUGCAACUGUGAUUCAGGAACAAAGGAUGAGAUUAGAUAAACAGAAGCCUUGUCCCUCCAAGAGUCACAGUAACAAUCCACCAAUUUCCUUCAUCGCUUCAUCCGACCACAACCCUCUACAUGACCCUGCUCCUUCCUUCUCUCACGUCACACCAACCAGUCAUGCUGCACCCACAUCUCACAACACAGCAGCCGGUCAUACACAAAGUAUUCACCAUAAACAAUCCUACUGUCGUUCCAUGAUCAAUCCCUCUGCCUCUGGAGUAUGGAGCUUCUCCUACGGUUCUGCAUGCAGUGUGAGAUCAGACCCUCUAACAUGUCCCAUCAUCCCUGGCUGCAUAAACAUCAUAGAUAUCUGUAAAGGACACUCCAGUCUUGGCCUUACUAUUGUCGGUGGCUGCAACACAUUACUGGGAGUGAUUCUGAUUCAUGAGGUGAAUGAAGGAGGUGCUGCUCAUAGAGACGGGAGAUUAAUGGCAGGAGACCACAUCCUUGAGGUGAAUGGUAUAGACCUGAGAAUGGCUAGUCAUGAGGAGGCUCUAAGUGUCCUUCGCUUGAGUCCCCAACAUGUACGCCUUUGUGUGUACAGACACACUUCCACACACACCUUCCACAACCAAGCUACACAUACUCAUGAGGACAUGUGGGACCUUUUCACUGUGGACCUGCAGUUACAACCAGGCCAGGAGCUGGGCCUGAGCAUUGUGGGUAAAAGGUAUACACAACAUACAUAUCAAUAUUUAUCAGAUAGUUAGCUGGAUUGUUGUGUCCUGAAUAAUGCACUUUUGGUUUUGAAUCCAGGCUGCACCAUGUGACAUCAAUGGAAACAUUUCAGAAAGUCAACAGGGGCCAUUUCUGGAGCAUUGUUACCUUAUAAGACAGCUAAUGCUAGGGAUGUCUAAUACAUCCUGCUUUGUCUGUGAAUAAAUACCAAGUUCUCUCUCAAGAGGCUCUUGAGACAGAGGUGCAAUCGUAGGAGUAGUUCACAACAAGUGGUGUCUUCUUAACAUACAUCCUAGUUCAGAAGAAGGAUAGUGGAUUCCAUCUGAUUGUAGAUUUGAGAUGGCUGAACUGGUUCCUAAAAGCCCUCCUGUUCUCUAUGUUAAGGCAAUUAGAUAUUAUUCACGCCAUGCAGCCAUAAGACUAGCUCACAUCAGUGAACAAUGCAUGUUUUCCUGUUCCCAAUGCUCCAGAUCACAGAUACGUUUUGAGGUUUGCCUUCCAAGGACAGUUACCCCAUUUGAAAGUCCUACCCUUCAGCCACUCUCUAGCACGAUGGGUGUUCUCGAGAUGCAUGGAGGCAGUCCUUUUGUCUCUGGUGGCCAGAGGCAUAAGGAUACUGCCGUAUUUGAACAACUGGCUCCUAUCUGUUCCCACCAAGGAGCAGGCCAUCUGGAACACAUCCACCCUUACUGCACACAUUACAGUGCUCAGUUUCACUGUGCCUGCUCUAGUACCAAAGCAGGCCACACAAUUCACGCGUAUGAAGCUAGAUUCAUUGAGAAGCCAUGCUAGCCAUGCUCUCACCCGAACAUGUGGCAGGCAUUAUCUUGCUCACAAAACAAAUUUCGCUGGGUCACUGUAUUGGCUCCUGCUGAGGAUGCUAGGAUUAUUAACCGCAGCUGAAACACUAAUCCCCUUGGUCUGGUUGGAAUUAAGGAAAUUUCAGAAUGAGUUAUCAGCCUGGGAAUAAACCCCAAAAAACCCUCAUCUCAGUGAGACGGGCACGAGUGCUAUCUCUCUGGAGCCACGAGGCUCACGAAAGUGGUCCCAUCUGGGAGUGCUUGGAGAGUGGUAUCUAUAUUGAGAAGUGGUGUCCCAGAUUGGGAAAAGUUUGGCAGGACACAGGUGGAUCUGUUCAACUGUGCCAAAUUGACUCACUGUCGACUGUGGGUCUCUGUGUUGUUUCUGCCCACAUUGCACAAAAGUGAGCUAUCAGAUCACAGAGGCCUACUUGUUUCGCCAAAGUGGCCUUUUUGUUGGGUUAGGGUUAGCGCCUAUUUGCACCUGUGCUUAUGGCUUUGACCCCUCAGA
Molecule: messenger RNA, 2107 nt
Organism: Pangasianodon hypophthalmus (striped catfish)
Lineage: Eukaryota; Metazoa; Chordata; Actinopteri; Siluriformes; Pangasiidae
Product: multiple PDZ domain protein
Exons: 5
Coding region: 1-828 (275 amino acids)
Molecular function (GO): protein binding
Source: RefSeq, a predicted model, not a curated record